AUGGUGAUGUUGAGAGAGAACGGAAGCACGGUGAAGAAGACGACGCAGGGCCGGAAAAAGAUCGAAAUAAAAAAAAUCGAAAACCUAAGCAACCGGCAAGUCACCUUCUCCAAGCGGCGCGUGGGUUUAUUCAAGAAAGCUAGUGAGCUCUGCAUCCUCAGUGGGGCCCAGAUUGCAAUCAUCGUCCACUCUCUCGGCAAGCGCGUCUUCUCCUUCGGCCACCCCACCGCAGAUUCCGUCGUCGACCGCUACCUCGGCGGCGGCGGAGGCGGCAGGGAGGCGCAUCUGGAGGCGGCGAAAACGCGGGACUACAACAAGCACUACUCCGACGUUUGCAAGAAGUUGGAGGUGGAGAAGAAGCGGAGGGAGGCCAUCGAGGAGGCGAAGAGGGUGGAGGGUUACGCCGCCGCCGCCUCCGGGUUGUGGUGGGAUGAUGCUGACGUGGAAGGGAUGGAUUUGGAUGAGCUGGUACAGUACGCGGAGGCGCUGGAAGAACUGAUGAAGAAUGUUACUAUGAGGGCAAAUGAUUUCAUGCUUAUGCGCAACUCGAACUCCUUGCGGCCGGUGGCGGCGGCCGGAGCUAAUUCAAUGGACAUUGCGGCGGCGGCGGCGUAUUCAGUGGAUGAUACGACGGCGUUUGGGAAUCAGAGUCAUUUGAGUGGUGGUUUUGAUUAUCAUGAUAAUUGCGGUAUUCAUCAUGGAUUUGGACAAGGGCAGUUUUGACAUUUGCGUAUAUAUAUGGUACUCC
Erythranthe guttata (spotted monkey flower) is the source of this 748-nucleotide messenger RNA. Its product is annotated as agamous-like MADS-box protein AGL62. Gene Ontology annotation, biological process: positive regulation of transcription by RNA polymerase II. Lineage: Eukaryota; Viridiplantae; Streptophyta; Magnoliopsida; Lamiales; Phrymaceae. Gene Ontology annotation, molecular function: DNA-binding transcription factor activity, RNA polymerase II-specific; RNA polymerase II cis-regulatory region sequence-specific DNA binding; protein dimerization activity. The record is from RefSeq and is a predicted model, not a curated record.